ACAAUCUUCAUCAUAUCACUUGCCUAUUAAGGCGGUCCUUUGGCAGAAGGACGCAGCUGCUCAUUUCUUGGGUGCCUUACUUGCACGCGCUCCAAUCAAAAAGGGUAAAAGUGAAGAGAGUCACCGUGUGACUGAAGAGGCCGCGCGGAUGUGGCGGAAUUAGGGUAUUAUCGAUUAUAGACAGGAGGUGGGGAAUAAAAUAAUAAACCUGGUGGAAGUGAACUGCGUUUCAAACUUUCCCAAUGUCUGCCUGACGCAGCUCUUCCAUUCACUCGCUAAAGCAUUCAGAGGCGGUAACCAUGAUGAGAUAUGUGAAACGUAGCAAGAAGAAGUUUGUGAUUCUUUGCCUGUUAAUCAUUGUUUCAGUACUUUCACCGUACUUCAUCACCAUUGUCAGAUACAUGGAAGGUUUGCUGCCCAUGGAUAUGUGUAACCUACCGCAUGGUGGUCACCUUCAACUUGGCAGUCAUGUUGAGAAUUCUCUUGAUCUCUGGUCCAGGGCAGACGUACAGACCUGUACAUACUGGGGCGCCCCAAUUAUCUGGGAGAGGACCUUUGAUCCCCAAUACUAUGAUGAAGAAUAUGCAAAACAGAAUGUUACCAUUGGACUCACAGUGUUUGCAGUUGGAAAGUACCUGGAUAUGUACCUGAAGUUAUUCCUAACAACAGCUGAAAUGCACUUUAUGGUUGGUCACAAUGUCAUCUAUUAUGUGUUCACUGAUAUGCCACAGAAUGUACCAAAGGUCCACCUUGCAAAAAAACGUCAGCUGCGCAUCCUUCAAGUAGAAAGGCACAGUCGUUGGCAAGACAUCUCCAUGAUGCGCAUGAAGUUCAUCAACCAGGCUAUUCAUAAUUUUAUCAGCUACGAAGUGCAGUAUGUUUUCUGCAUGGAUGUUGACCAAUACUUUCAGGGUCGUUUUGGAGUAGAGACACUGAGCAGUUCUGUAGCUUUGCUGCAUUCCUGGUAUUAUCGGAGGUUUAAAUUUCUUUACAGCUAUGAUCACAAUCCCAAAUCCACAGCAUUUCUUGCCCAGGAGGAGGGCGACUUCUAUUAUCAUGCUGCAGUUUUUGGCGGUAAAUGGGAAAGUGUCAAGAACAUCACAGAGUUCUGCUAUCAAGGUAUACUGCAAGACAAGUUAAAUAAUGUGGAAGCCCUAUGGCAUGACGAAAGCCAUCUGAACAAAUACUUCUGGCAACACAAACCCACAAAAGUGCUAUCUCCUGAGUACUGCUGGGACAAAAACAUUGGCUUCCGAAAAGACAUUUGGCUUCAUAGGUUAACAUGGGCCAAAAAACAGUACAGUAUGGUGCGGUAGCAACUGUUUGCUCUUUACAGGAAGAUAAUUCUGGAAAUGAUUGCACUGAUUCCUGAUGUCAUAGGUACAGACUUGAUUUAUAUCAAUGUAAACAUUAAAACAUCCUGUGAUAAUCUUUCCUACAGUUGAGGUGACUACUGCGCAAUCAUGUUUCCUGCUUAUACAUCAUGUUCAGACCAACUCAUGUUGACUGUUGUUUAUUUGAAACAGGCUAGGCUUUUGCAAAAAAGGCU
Messenger RNA from Protopterus annectens (West African lungfish), 1549 nucleotides. RefSeq names its product alpha 1,3-galactosyltransferase 2 (gene A3GALT2). Gene Ontology annotation, molecular function: hexosyltransferase activity. Bases 300 to 1316 code for a protein of 338 amino acids. NCBI's taxonomy places the organism in Eukaryota, Metazoa, Chordata, Ceratodontiformes, Protopteridae. The record is from RefSeq and is a predicted model, not a curated record. The transcript is spliced from 5 exons. Gene Ontology annotation, cellular component: membrane; vesicle; Golgi apparatus. Gene Ontology annotation, biological process: carbohydrate metabolic process.